Messenger RNA from Rodentolepis nana, 816 nucleotides. The record is from the annotation of a GenBank genome assembly. NCBI's taxonomy places the organism in Eukaryota, Metazoa, Platyhelminthes, Cestoda, Cyclophyllidea, Hymenolepididae.
UUCCCCAAUGGAUUUGCAUUCCUCCAACAUCAUUUACAUCUUCCUGAUCGGCCUCCCAUUAUUCCAAAGUGGUUGCACUCUGUGGCUUGUGUUCUCUUUUUGUGGGCUAGAUUUGAUGCCCGUCCUGAAACAGAGAAUCUGUCUACUUCUUCAGUUGGCUUGGCUGUAAGUCUCUGUGCAAUUGCUGUUCAAAUGAGGCUUCUGGAGAAGGGUUCCAUUAUCGAUGUUAGAGGCCGUAGUGACAUUAAUGGGAAGUUAAUGUCCAUAAGAGGCAGAAAUAUUUCUGGAGCAAGAAUUGAGCCCUUAAGAUUCGCCUAUUUGCAUAUUAUUGCACAAAUCGAAUCAGUUUUUAACUAUUUAACUGCUUUAAUUGAUGUCAUUGACGCGUUGAUGCCAGAAGAAGCUGGGUGUGGAAUGGAAUUUCUUCCACCACAGAUAAUGUUCCCAUCGGGAUGUCUGGCACAUCAUAUUGCCUGCAGACUGUCAUAUGCUCAACCGAAGGAUAGAAUGAGAGAGGCUAUGGAGACUUGGUUGCCAGAGCUUCUUGGUCGUGUUGAAGCGCAAUUUGUAGAAGAGAUUAAAUCGAUGUUUUCAGGAUUGAUAAGGUUCGUAGAUAGUUGGACGGCUUGUGUACCGCCAGCGGAAUUCUGGAAUCGUAGAAGAGACCACCCCCCACCCAGUACUUCAGAUCACCGACCAGAUCAACCGAGACGGGCAGAUAAUCGUCUUCAUGGAAAAGCUUGGCAACCUCGCAAGGAUGCAGACUUGGAACCAGCUGUGAUAUGGCGUAUGCGGGAAAACGGUCUUAUUGAUUAG